AUGCGACUCAGAUUCUGGACUUCUUAUAGAAAAGGUCUUUCAAAGACUCGGGCAAAGUCUACGGAUGCUGGCACUCAGACCACCCCUCAGCUCAUUCCCGGAGCAACGCAAAUGGAGCCUAGCAUUACUUGCAGCACGAUGCAAACAAAACCACAGUUCACUCACAGAGCAACACAGACGGAUCUGGCAGAUGUCGAUGCCAUAACCACGGAUCGCAGGGUCGGGCUGAUUCUGCCCCAUGACGACAAAGUGCAGGACAGUUCGGACGACUCUCCGCCAAAGUACACUCGCCUCAACUUCCCCUUGUCGAACCAUGUGGAGCUCGACUGGCCGGCACUGUCUGAAGAAGCAAAGCGAUUGAAUGUCGUCCCAAUAUACUACAAGUUGGCGCUGACAUACCAUGGCGGAGCAAAUUCGUGGGAGGUAGCCAACGAGAUUGAAAAGGGCUGCCAGGAAAUGUCGCGGGUUGCUGCGCUCACUUGUGGUGGCCCAUUGCUGGGGCCCCAGGUUAUUUGCCAUCCCUGUUCCACAGCUAUUCAGGAUGCUCUCGCCAAAGCUACCAGAGCCGUUCGUCAACUGAGCAAUUCCGCUACCGAAGAUUGCGCAAACAAGCUUUUUGUUAUUUCGGCUGAAGUCGCCGGCGGAUGGAGGUUGGCUUCUCGACGUGAUAUCAUGACCCUAUUCCAGAAGGGAAGUAGGGCGCGAUGA
Molecule: messenger RNA, 708 nt
Organism: Thyridium curvatum
Lineage: Eukaryota; Fungi; Ascomycota; Sordariomycetes; Thyridiales; Thyridiaceae
Exons: 2
Coding region: 1-708 (235 amino acids)
Source: RefSeq, a predicted model, not a curated record